This is a messenger RNA of Globicephala melas (long-finned pilot whale), 4213 nucleotides long. RefSeq names its product PHD finger protein 19 (gene PHF19). Gene Ontology annotation, cellular component: nucleus. NCBI's taxonomy places the organism in Eukaryota, Metazoa, Chordata, Mammalia, Artiodactyla, Delphinidae. Gene Ontology annotation, biological process: chromatin organization; regulation of DNA-templated transcription. The record is from RefSeq and is a predicted model, not a curated record. Gene Ontology annotation, molecular function: DNA binding; chromatin binding.
CCAUCUGGAGAGUGAAGACCCCAGCAAGGCCCUGCCUGCCCUAGGGCCCUUGACAUGCACACACAUGUAUUCCAUUUCAUAUGCUUACUGACAUAAGGCUGUAGACAUCAAACACAGUCUCACAGGAGUACACACACACUUAUAGGGAAAAACACAGGACUCUCUCCCUGUCUACAGGUAAUCAUAACACCAGGUGCCCAGAGCCUUGGCAGAGAAGGAGGGCACCAGAGUAGCGGGUGCAGGGAACAGAGGGAUGCUGUGCUUUUGGCUUAGUGGAGAGUGUGUGGAGGGGCCUGGAGCCAGGUGAGCCCAGAUUGAGGAGGAGGGGGCCGUGGGGGGUGCUUUGAAUGCCAUUGAAGGUACUGGGGAGCCACAGAAGGUUUCUGGGAGAAUAAGAAGAUGGGAAUUGAGGGCUCUGUGGAAGAGUCUGGUGGGGAGGCAGGAAACAGGGAGUGGCCUGUUUAGCACUGGGCGCUGGUGGUUCCAUUCCGAAUCCCAGGUGCCCAGCAUAGGUGAGUGAGCACAAGGCUCAGGAAACAGUUCUUGAAUGAAUGAAUGGCCCAGGCGAGGUGAGGCCUGAACUCAGACCAGGACAGGGGGAUGGAAGAGAGGAGUGGGUUGCCAGAGGCCACUGUGCUCGGCUGCUGUGGCAGCUGAUCGGUUGGAGAAGUCUAAGAUGCUUGGGGGUCUGGGGACCAUAGUAGUACCAUUAGCAGGAAGCAGCGAAAGCAAUGGGAGCAGCCCAUUUGUAGGAUGGUGAAAGACAGAUGUGGAGAGGUUGGCAUGGCAAUGACUUCACUGCUUGGAGCCGGUUUGCAUCUGAGUAAAAGCAUAAGUGAGUUUAAAUGUCCCAGAAUUGGUGUCCAUUAAAUCAUCCCAUAAUUGAGAACAGAAAAGGAGAUUGCAGAAGACACAGAUGGCCAAGUCUAUACCAGUUCACAAGCCACCCAGGAGUUUCCCUCUCCAGGUGAGUUUUCUCUGGCCAGCUCUCAGGGUAGGGGUCAGGGGUCUGAGAACUUCCCACUGCUCCCCUGGAGAAGGUCCUCCACUCAGAGAACACAGAGUAUGUUUGCUUUAGGGAUAAAACCUCUGGCUGUGAAGCCAGGGAGUGAGGUUCAGGCCCCACUGGGCAGGGAGAUUUUGCUCCGUGGUUGGUUGAGAGAGCCUUUCUACUUAGAAGGCUGCAUGGUGUGGGUGGGGAGAGAGCAGGACUUAGAAUCAGCUCGCCUGAUUAUGGACCAUGACUCUGCCUCUGACCCCAUAGCCACUUCCCCUUGCCAAACCUCAGUUUCCUGACUGGUAAAAUGGGAAUAAUAAUGCCUCCCUCACAGCGUUGUCAGCAGGAUCCAGUGAGAUGAUAAACGCGUCUGGCACAUAGCACAGGUUACAUAAAUGGUUGUUUCUUUCCUUCCUUCCCCUUCUCCUGAAGUAAGGAGUAAAAACCCCUUUCUCUUUCUCUUCCAGUGUCAGUGGAAGCUGAUGGAGAAUCGAGGUCUGGACCCAGGGACUCGGGACUCCUAUGGUGCCACCAGCCACCUCCCCAACAAGGGGGCCCUGGCAAAAGCCAAGAACAACUUCAAAGACCUGAUGUCCAAGCUGACAGAGGGCCAGUAUGUGCUGUGCCGGUGGACAGAUGGACUGUAUUAUCUCGGGAAGAUCAAGAGGGUCAGCAGUUCUAAGCAGAGCUGCCUUGUAACUUUUGAAGAUAACUCCAAAUACUGGGUCUUGUGGAAGGACAUACAGCAUGCUGGUGUUCCAGGAGAGGAACCCAAGUGCAACAUCUGCCUGGGGAAGACAUCAGGACCACUGAAUGAGAUCCUCAUCUGUGGGAAGUGUGGCCUGGGUUACCACCAGCAGUGCCACAUCCCCAUAGCGGGCAGUGCCGACCGGCCCCUGCUCACACCUUGGUUCUGCCGACGCUGCAUCUUUGCGCUGGCUGUGCGGAAAGGCGGCGCGCUGAAGAAGGGCGCCAUCGCCAGGACCCUGCAGGCUGUGAAGAUGGUGCUGUCCUACCAGCCCGAGGAGCUGGAGUGGGACUCGCCCCACCGCACCAACCAGCAGCAAUGCUACUGCUACUGCGGCGGGCCGGGAGAAUGGUACCUGCGGAUGCUGCAGUGUUACCGGUGCAGGCAGUGGUUCCACGAGGCCUGCACCCAGUGUCUCAAUGAGCCCAUGAUGUUCGGAGACCGGUUCUACCUGUUUUUCUGCUCCGUGUGCAACCAGGGCCCAGAGUACAUCGAGAGGUUGCCCCUGCGAUGGGUCGAUGUGGUUCACCUGGCCCUCUACAACCUGGGGGUGCAGAGCAAGAAGAAGUACUUUGACUUUGAGGAGAUUCUGGCCUUUGUCAACCACCACUGGGAGCUCCUGCAGCUUGGCAAGCUCACCAGCACCCCCGUGACGGACCGAGGACCGCAUCUCCUCAACGCUCUGAACAGUUAUAAAAGCCGGUUCCUCUGUGGCAAGGAGAUCAAGAAGAAGAAGUGCAUCUUCCGCCUGCGCAUCCGCGUCCCGCCCAACCCCCCCGGGAAGCUGCUGCCCGACAAGGGCCUGGUGCCCACUGAGAAUGGCGCCUCUGAGCUGCGUAAGAGAGGAAAGAGCAAGCCUGGUUUGUUGCCUCAUGAUUUCCAGCAGCAGAAAAGGCGAGUUUAUAGAAGAAAAAGAUCAAAGUUUUUGCUGGAAGAUGCUAUCCCCAGUAGUGACUUUACCUCGGCCUGGAGCACCAACCACCACCUAGCCAGCAUAUUUGACUUCACGCUGGAUGAGAUACAGAGUUUAAAAAGCGCCAGCUCAGGCCAGACCUUCUUCUCCGACGUGGACUCCACUGAUGCUGCCAGCACCUCUGGCUCCGCUUCCACCAGCCUUUCCUACGACUCCAGACGGACAGUGGGCAGCCGCAAGAGGAAGCUGGCAGCCAAAGCGUACAUGCCACUGCGGGCAAAGCGGCGGGCGGCCGAACUGGGUGGACGCUGCCCCUCCGACAGCAGCGCAGAGGGGGCCUCAGGCCCUGAGCGGCCCGACGAGGGCAUCGACAGCCACACGUUCGAGAGCAUCAGUGAAGAUGACUCGUCCUUGUCCCACCUCAAGUCAUCCAUCACCAACUAUUUUGGCGCAGCCGGGCGGUUAGCCUGUGGGGAGAAGUACCAGGUGCUGGCUCGGAGGGUCACGCCUGAGGGCAAGGUUCAGUACCUGGUGGAGUGGGAAGGGACUACCCCUUACUGACCAGCCCCUAAAGGAUGCCAGCAGUCCUGGAAACCAAAGGAGAGACAGCGGAAGCCACAGGCUCCCCAGUUCUCUCCAGGCUGGGGUGGGGGAGGGAAGCAAGACGGAGCUGCAAGUGCCUGGCCAGAGCCCUGCCUGCCCGCCUGCCUGCCAGGGCUGUGCCUCCACUGUGCCCGUUCUGCUCUCCGGCCCCCUCAGGCUCACCACCUCUUUGCCUGUGUCUCUGAGGUCCCGCUGGCUACUUCUCAGUGUCUCCACACACUCCCUCAAACUGUUUACCUGUUCCUCUGAAUUAGUGUCCUGCUGGCUCUGUGGGCUGUUCCUGAGGCCCGAGUCUUUGUCCCCAGUGCGUCCCUUUACCUUUCCUUCCCCUUUUGGGUGUGUGUGUUUACACACCCAACCCUCCACUGGACAUCCUUACACCUGACCCAUCCCAGGGACCACAUCAUGAGAACAGAAACCUUUGAGAAAGACUGGGUGAAGGUGGGUAAGAGGAUGCCUUGAGGAGCCUUUCCCUCUCACUUUCCUGCCUCUCCUUCUGCCCUUGGGAAGAGGUGGUGAAGGUGGGAGAGAGAAUGCCUCUGGAAAGCCCGUGUGGCAGAGGCCCUGGGACCCUCAGGAUCUGAGGCGUGAGGAGACUCGGCCUCUGCUUCCGAAGGCACCAGCGCCAGAGCGCAGUUAUUAAGGCCCAGAGUGCAGGCUGCAGGCGUCAGCUUCUGAGACCCGUGUUCCCUCCCCUGGCCACAUCCCUCUCUGUUACCAUGGAGCUGGGCCUGGCCUCGCAAACCUGAGGCUAGAGGAAAGGAAGCCGUGUCCUGCUACACCUCAGACUGUCUCCUCUGCCUCCCACCCCCAGACUCACCCCCCCACGCAGAAGCUUCCAUCUGCAUGUGUGCUUUCACCUCCAGGCACACACACGGGCCCCGGCCUCCAGGUGUACACACACACACACACACACCCCGGCCUCCAGGUGUACACACACACACACACACAC